UUCUUCUUCUUCCCUCCAUCAACAAACUCAAAUUCCUCAAUUCAAAUCUCUUUUUUACUCAAAACCCAUUUUCAGAUUCUCAAUUUCAGUUCCAAUGGCACCUAAAGCAGCAGCAGAGAAAAAGCCAGCAGAGAAGAAGCCAACAGAGGAGAAAAAGGCUGAAAAAACCCCAAAAGCAGGGAAGAAGUUACCAAAAGAAUCAGGUUCUUCUGGUGCUGAUAAGAAGAAGAAGAGAUCUAAGAAGAGUGUUGAAACCUACAAGAUCUACAUCUUCAAGGUUCUGAAACAAGUACACCCAGACAUCGGUAUCUCAAGCAAAUCUAUGGGGAUUAUGAACAGUUUCAUCAAUGAUAUAUUUGAGAAGCUUGCUCAGGAGUCUUCAAGAUUGGCUAGGAUUAACAAGAAGCCUACAAUCACUUCAAGGGAAAUUCAGACUGCUGUUAGGCUUGUUUUGCCUGGUGAGUUGGCUAAACAUGCUGUUUCUGAAGGAACUAAGGCUGUUACUAAGUUUACUAGUUCUUAGAUGUAAUGGGGUGUUGUGGGGUAAUUGGUAUUUUGGGGAAUGUAAAGGUAGUUGCUUAUGUUUGGUUGAAAAUUCUCUGUUAGAUUUGUAGGUUUUGGUUGUACUUGAAUUUAACAGUAAUGAAUAUGAAUGAAUGUGUUUUCUCCAAUGCAGUUGCUUCUGUUA
Solanum tuberosum (potato) is the source of this 688-nucleotide messenger RNA. Its product is annotated as histone H2B.2. The record is from RefSeq and is a predicted model, not a curated record. Gene Ontology annotation, cellular component: nucleosome. Gene Ontology annotation, molecular function: structural constituent of chromatin; DNA binding; protein heterodimerization activity. Lineage: Eukaryota; Viridiplantae; Streptophyta; Magnoliopsida; Solanales; Solanaceae. The transcript has a single exon. Bases 95 to 523 code for a protein of 142 amino acids.